UGGGAGAAUUCUCUAGUGGGGUAGAUUGUCAUUGCAAAAAUGCCCUAUGUUGUCAUUUAAAGGCUAAUUAAGAGAUUUUGGGGUAAAAUUGAAAUGCCUACCAUUACGAUCCUUGAAAAUGAUAUCAUUUGCAUUCAAUUCAGACGAUUGAAACCUAUGGACUAGAUUCUAUCUCGAGGCCUUUGGCAUCUUGGUGGAAAAUCCAUGUUUCUUCAUAAAUUGACUCCAGGUAUUGUUUCUGAAACUUUUAUUUUGAUUUUGUACCUGUGUGGAUUAAAAUGUGUAAGAUCCCUAUGGAAUUGUGGACUGAAGCGGGUCUAGGCAAGUUGCUGACUUUUAUAAUUUGGCCACCAAGGUAAGAUGUAGGUUAUCAUAUGCGAAGGUAUGUGUUGACUUAAAUUUGAAUUCCAAUAUGCCUACUGAGAUUGCAAUUAAUCUAAGGGGAAUGGAUUUUAUUGAGUGGUGAGUGGAAACCCUAAACCCUACACCCUAAAUAUUUCUUUUAAAAAAGCAUUCAAGAAGUCUUUUCUCCGCCAAAAUAUUUCUUAUUUUUGGUAAUUUCCCAACGAGCUUUUCUCAAACUAACAAAAAUUUUAGUGGCUGACACAUACAACACCAGAUUCUCAACUCUCACUCCAAUGGCUUCUCUUCACCUUCUUCAACCUCUCACUUUUCUGUCUUCCCAUUCUGCCCCUCUCUUUUCCCAAUAUUCCAAUCCAAUCAGUUUCAGACCCUCCUUCCCGAAAAACCCCUUUCCACUGAAGAAAUCCCUCACUCUUUCCUUUGCUCUCGCCGAAUCUGACUCCCCCAAGUCCUUACCGCCCGACCCCCAGCUUCUCCUUCAAGAAUUGGCCGACGGUUUUGACCUUUCAAGAGAUUACUUUGAGAAGCUUCCCCGUGAUCUUCGUCUUGAUCUCAACGAUGCUGCUUUUGAUCUUUCUAAUGGACCCGUCAUUGACGAGUGUGGUCAAGAGAUGGGAGAAAUAUUGCUAAAUCUCUCCCGAGCUUGGGAAGCCGCUGACACCUCCACUUCACAUGCUUUAGUAAGCAAGUUCCCUACGUUGGUGCAAUCCUUGACAGACAAUUACAAGUCAGGAUUUGGCAAGCGUUUGAUAUCUGCUGGAAGAAGGUUCCAGUCGAUGGGACAGUACGGUCAGGGUGAACUACAGAAGAUUGCAGAAGUAAUGAAUACAACUGGAAAGCUUCUGUCUGCAUCCUCUACUCCUAAAGUAGCUGAAGAGCCCCAGAACGAAACCAGAAUGUUUAAGUUUGGAGAACUUCAAGUUGAACUGACCGCUGAUAAAGCGAACAUUGGUGCAGCAAUUGGUUUUGUUUUCGGAGUAAUUUCAUGGCAACUGAGUCAGGGUGUCCAAAGUAUUCGUGAGAGUUCUCUGCAGUAUGCAAAUGAAAAUGCUUUACUUCUAGCCAAGUCUUUGAGAGGUGCUCUACUUGCUGUUUCGUACACAUCGGCUGUAUUGUCUGCUUUCACUACCGUGGGAUUAAUCUUACUUGCUAGACAACUGAAAUCAAAGGAAGAGUAAGCUUGUCUUAAUUAUUUUCCUCAACUCUUGUAAAUGUGUUGUAUUUAGUCGAAGAACUAAGCUCCUUGCUGGGCCUUUUACUAAAGAAUUAUAUGAAUCUAUCUAUGUUCAUGGCAAUAAUCUUGCUCAGUUUAAAAAUAAGAGUAGCUAAUAUUCACCUU
Cucumis melo (muskmelon) is the source of this 1702-nucleotide messenger RNA. RefSeq lists its product as uncharacterized. The coding region runs from base 639 to 1541 and encodes 300 amino acids. Lineage: Eukaryota; Viridiplantae; Streptophyta; Magnoliopsida; Cucurbitales; Cucurbitaceae. The transcript is spliced from 9 exons. The record is from RefSeq and is a predicted model, not a curated record.